Messenger RNA from Sphaerulina musiva SO2202, 1881 nucleotides. RefSeq lists its product as uncharacterized. The record is from RefSeq and is a predicted model, not a curated record. The coding region runs from base 77 to 1012 and encodes 311 amino acids. Lineage: Eukaryota; Fungi; Ascomycota; Dothideomycetes; Mycosphaerellales; Mycosphaerellaceae. The transcript has 2 exons.
AAAAUUCGCGUCUUCCCAUCUCCAUCAUUCCGACACUUGCCUAUCUCAUCGUCGCGAACUUUGCCGGUUGCCAAGCAUGGGCGGCCUACUGUCCAUCUUCAGACCCGAAUUCACAUGGCCGCGACCCAUUCAGCCCCGUAUCAGCGAGUCAACUCCGCCUCUACCCUACCUACCAGGCAAAUUCCUCCGCCGAAUGAUUGCUCCCCUUCAUGAACUGCUAUACCCGUUCUCGGAAAAGUAUUGCGCUUGGUUCGACAUCCCUUUCGACCGGGACAUAUUGCAGCUUCCCUUUGGUCUUGUUCUCAAAUGGUCGGAUCGUGCCAGCAUCGAGGAGGUCGCCGCGAUGAAAAUGGCUCGCGCCGCUGGAAUGCCUGUUCCUUUGGUCUUGACAUGCGGAGACCACCCGAACCAUGUUCGCCGUUUUUCGAUUCUCAUGACCAGGUUGCCCGGGAUUUGUCUCAACAAUGAUAAUGAGCCAUUGCACCCCGAGAUUGAGCAGCCGUGGCUGUCGCAAUUGCACUCCUGCUUGAUCGCUAUGCGGAAGUGGAAGUCACCCUAUGGGAAGCGUAUCUGCUCAGCUCUGGGUACGACUAUCUGGAGCACGAGGGUGCCUUUCCACAAGAUGGGUCCCUUUGAGACAGAGGCGGAGAUGCACGACUUCUUGUUUGAGCCUCAGUCCUCGCACGCCUUUCCCUCGAAGGAAGCCUUCGAAACGACCCUACAAUUGGCGAAUGAGAUUCGCAGUUUUGAACAUCGCAUCACUUUUACGCAAGGAGAUCUCAAAGCACACAACAUUCUCGUGGGAGACGACAACCAACUCACAGGCUUCCUGGACUGGGAAUCUGGAGGCUGGUAUCCAGAGUAUUGGGAGCAUAGUACUGCGAUGAGAUGGGGGAGGAACAGUUGGUGGUACCAGGUCGCCACCUACCUUGGGGGCGACCAAUACCAGAAACAAGUGGAAUGCGACCGUGCUCUGAACAACUUAACAGUGGAUUCAUACAUCGCCUUCUAGAUUGGGUAAACAAAGCACGAUUGCUAAAUACAAUUGCACCGAAGCGAUAACGGUUCCCAAUCUGAAAGAUUUCGUUUUGUAACGCAUUUAUAUCGCCACAUUUGACCAGACUGUUCGCCCUGAGUAUAGCUAUAAUCUGCAUUACCCACACCCGACAAGUUAGUCCAGGAAUCUGGUUUAACUCGCGGUCUUUCGAUCUUGCAAUUCCAUCCAUCUGGACCACUGCCUGUAAGGGAAUUGUGGCGAUCUGGAUCAGCACACAUAGAAAGCUUGAUUUGAAGACUCCUUUCGUAGAUCCGUGGUCGUUAAUCCAGCCUCUUGAGAGGUUCGUGAUGUGAUAUUUGGUACCACCAUCCGUUCCUGAUCGGUGAAAGUACAGCCCCCAAUGAAAGUCAUUUGGCCCAGGAGGGUCGGACCGGAUCCAAAGCACAAUAAACAAACCGCGAACCGGUAGCGACGCCAAAGCGAGAUCUUGGAGCCUCCUGAUCUCACCAAGACGGACUUUGUUCUCCAGUGUAUAGAGUGCGGAUCUGGGUGCCGCAGUAGAUCCAGAUGUUGUCCUGUCCGAGGAUGCUGCGCCUGUAGCUCUCGCAGACCGUUCUCGGCUUGAAAGAGGUGUUGUGCUCGUGGAUGAUCGACUGCCGCUCGCUGUCCUGGAUGAGGAAGAUUCGGAUUUUCUUUCGAAGAAAUUCAUCUUCGGGCGCUGCGAAAAGAACUGUAGUUGAGGCGAGGAGCUGGAGACGAGUCAGUCGGUAGGACGUUAGGAGCCAUCGCCUGGCUGUCCAUGGACCUUUAAAUGCUGUACUACCCACCUACCUAUCUAGCAAUUGUGAUGCUACCUACCUAUCUAUUGAUAUCUUUCUGCGAAG